This is a messenger RNA of Pisolithus orientalis, 969 nucleotides long. RefSeq lists its product as uncharacterized. Lineage: Eukaryota; Fungi; Basidiomycota; Agaricomycetes; Boletales; Pisolithaceae. The transcript has 8 exons. The coding region runs from base 1 to 969 and encodes 322 amino acids. The record is from RefSeq and is a predicted model, not a curated record.
AUGAAUGGGUUUGGAAGAAGUUGGACACUGAGGAAGGUGGUCAUGCACCAUCAAAAGAAAUCAAUCAACAAAGUGUUGGAAGAAGCCAUGAUCAAGCAGGGAUCUGCAGAAAUGAUUGAGUUUUAUCAGAAGGUUGUCAACACUGUCAUGAAGUCCCUUACUGCUGAGGAGAUUCAGGAGGCUGAGGCAUUGGCCACAGAAUGGAAUGAGAAACAGCCACCUUGGGAUGUUCAGUCAAAAAAGGCCAUAAAUAUGCUGAGAAAUUUCGCUAAGGAAAUGUGGAAGUGGAGUGGGGCCAGGGUGGUAGUGAUGGUGGCAUGGGAAGAUGCCAAUGGAGAGGUGAUAGUUGGCAUACAUGAUUUCAAUGAUGAAUUGGGUAAUGGCAAAUUAUUUGAGGAGUUGGACAAGUGCUGGGGUAAAUUCAUAAACUUCAAGAAGUGGAGAGAUGCUGGAGGGUCCCUCCAAAUGCCAGUGGCAGAGACCAACAGCAGUGGAGUGAGGAUGGGUGCAAAGCAGGAUUUGGAUGGGACCCCAGACCACUCAGCAGGUGAAAGGAUGAUGGAUAGAAUGAUGCAGGGAACAAGCAUGGUGGAUGAAGAUGCCACAGAGGCAGUAUUACUGCCAGAUUCCCAGCAGCAGAUUGCCAGAUGCCAAGUGGCUGAUGGUAACACCUGCCAGCCAAUUGCCAUUGGCAAGGAACCACCAAAUGCCUGGCAGCAGGUUGUGGGUGGCAACACAAGCCCUGUGCAACCUAUGCCAGAAGGCCACCACACUGAUUUGCCUGAUUCUCUCCAGCUGGCAGAUCCUUCAGCAGUGCCAAUGACUAUCAAGAGAGCCCAUAAACAGGAAAAUUCAAAGCACAAGUUGCCCAUUCCAUCAAUGAGUCAUACCCAUGCACCAGACCAGCAUAGACAAUGUGAGGGCUAUGUGGCAAUCAAAAUGGGUGUGGAAGACACCAAAGUGGCCUGA